Molecule: messenger RNA, 1000 nt
Organism: Danio rerio (zebrafish)
Lineage: Eukaryota; Metazoa; Chordata; Actinopteri; Cypriniformes; Danionidae
Source: RefSeq, a predicted model, not a curated record
AUGGUAGAAGAGUGUUGGGGUGGGUUCACACCUGCUCGCAUUUCCAGUCAGUGCAUUGUGCAGUACAGAGUUACCAAAGCUAAAAAUGUAGUGUUUGGUGUUGAGAUCGAUGAGACCGAGUCUCUGUCUGUGAUGGAGGGUGAUUCUGUCACGCUACAGACUGGCGUGACUAAAAUACAAGAGGACGAUCUGAUCAUGUGGAUGUGCGGAGAUCAGUGUAUCGCCAAACUCAACAUAUCAUCCCAAGUCAUCUCUGAAAUGGACAACAGAUUCAAAGACAGACUCAUCCUGGACCAGACCGGGUCUCUGACCAUCAACAGCACCAGGACCACAGACUCUGGAGUGUAUAAAGCACAGUUGAUUGGGCAAAAAGUGUUCAAGAAGACUUUCAUUGUCACCAUCAUUGCUCGUCUUCCCAAGCCUGCCAUUAACAGCUACUGUCCACAAAAUCCUUCAUCGUCAGGAUCCUUAGACUCUAAAUGUGUCCUGCUGUGUUCAGUGGUGAAUGUGAGCGCUGUGAGUCUCUCCUGGUACAAAGGAAACAGUGUAUUGUCCAGCAUCAGUGUGUCUGAUCUCAGCAUCAGUCUCUCUCUACCUCUGGAGGUGGAAUAUCAGGAUGAAAACACCUACAGCUGUGUGAUCGACAACCCCAUCAGCAACCAGACCACACAUCUGGACAUCAGCACACUCUGUCAGCCAUGUUCAGAUCAUGUCUGCUGCUGUGACUCAGCUGAAGCUGCGAUCCAAUUGGUCCUUUCUGCUCUGGUGGGCGUGGCUACUGUAGCCGUCUUGGUUUAUGAUUUCAGAUCCAGAAGAGCUGAACAGAAAAGCCGCAGGCCAUCAUCUAAUCUUCAGGAAACAGACAUUAAUUUAUUACAACAGGACUAAACGAAGUAUUUUAAUCUAAACGAUUAAUGCUUCAGCCGCUCAGUGGUUAGCACUGAUGCCUCACAGCAGGAAGGUUGCUGGUUUGAGUCCCGGCUGGGCCAGUUGGCAUUAC